This is a messenger RNA of Rhodotorula graminis WP1, 840 nucleotides long. RefSeq lists its product as uncharacterized. The record is from RefSeq and is a predicted model, not a curated record. Bases 1 to 840 code for a protein of 279 amino acids. NCBI's taxonomy places the organism in Eukaryota, Fungi, Basidiomycota, Microbotryomycetes, Sporidiobolales, Sporidiobolaceae. The transcript has 6 exons.
AUGCGCCAAGCUGCUUCGUGGCGCAGCGUCGUCGACGACAACCGGGCGAUGGCGGUCGAGGGUUGGCGCGCUCUGCGGGUUCUCGAUUGGAGCCGGCUUACGCGCAAAGCGUUCCGACUGCGGUACUGGUAUUGGUGGCUCCUCCUCGUCGCCUUCGUCGGCUUUGCGAUCCUCGCGGUCAUCUUCCGCCACGACAUUCUUGUCUACCUUGAGCCUCGCCGGGACGUCAUCCUGGCCACGCCGUGCUCGUGGCUCGUGCCCGUUGCCAUCCUCGUCGCCGUCGAGUUUCCGCCGCUCGCGGGCCACUCUGCGACGGCCGUCGCGACGGGCGCCAUCUGGGGCUUCAAGAUUGGCGUCCCUGUCGUCUUUGUGGGCACACUCGUCGGCGAGAUCCUGUGCUUCGGCGCUUUCAGCACGUUCUUGCGGGCCAAGGCUGAGAGUAUCGAGCAGGAGAAGCCGCUUUACUCGUAUCUCGCUCGCUCGGUGCGCAGCGCCGGCCUUCUCGACGUCAUCUCGUUGCGCCUGUCGGCGUUGCCUGGUCGGGUCACAACGGCCGUCGCGGCGACCAUCGGCAUUCCCUUUCGCCUCUACGUGGUGGCUCUAGUCGUCGCCCUUCCGAAAGAGCUCGUCUUCGUCUACGCCGGCUCGCUCUUUACGAGCACAGGAUCGCCCGAGUCGAGCGUGGCGCUUCUCGCACCAGCAGAGGGACCCAACGGCGCGGGCCAUGGAGGACUCUGCGUCCGGCAGCGAGACCGACUCGAGCGACGAGGUCAAAGCGCCAACCUGUCGUCGCGGUCGGCGGUCGAGCGGUCGAGCGCGAGAGGUUCGGCGCAGCAGUGA